CAUAUUGUCACGAAAUAACUACAUAUGUUAAUAAAAUUUUACCAAACGUUAAUGUCUCUUCCGUUACUAUACAUAUAUACAUAAGAAAAACGUAAAAUUGCGCAGAAGAUAAAAAUAAUUUAUACAUUAAUAAACGAAUGUAUGUAAGCAAACAACAGAUAUAGAACUGUGAAAUGCAAUAUAACCUCAAAAUCAGUGUAAUGAUUCUUAGCAACAGAAAAUAAUUAAUGACAAAAUAAUGGACAAAAUGUUAACAAGCACAGUAUACAUUAUUCGACGAUUAGCAUGUAGAGCUACGACAUGUCAAUAUCCAAAAUUGAAUUGUGUUGCACAUUUACAUACAGGCUAUAAUAAUCAUACAUUAAAACAAAGUCUGUUUUCUCCUAUAAAACAAUUUAAUGAUGUACAAAGGCGCACAAUGUUCAUUCAAAUACAAGAUACACCAAAUCCUAAUAGUUUGAAGUUUUUACCUGGUGUUAAAGUCCUAGAACAAGGCCAAACUAAAGAUUUCCCUAAUGUCACUGAUGCAUAUUGUUCACCACUUGCAAAAAUGUUAUUCCGCAUUGAUGGUGUAAAGUCUGUAUUUUUUGGACCAGAUUUUAUUACAAUAACAAAAAUGGAUGAGGAUGUAGAAUGGAAAUUACUGAAACCAGAAAUAUUUGCAGUCAUUAUGGAUUUCUUUGCAUCUGGUUUACCUAUGUUAACUGAUGAGCAGCCUGCAGCUGAUACACAAAUUAGUGAUGAUGAUAAUGAGAUAGUUCAAAUGAUAAAAGAAUUAUUAGACACUCGAAUAAGACCAACAGUACAGGAAGAUGGAGGUGACAUUGUAUUUAUGGGUUUUGAAGAAGGUAUAGUGAAAUUAAAAAUGCAAGGUUCCUGUACAAGUUGCCCAAGUUCUGUGGUCACUUUAAAGAAUGGAGUUCAAAAUAUGAUGCAAUUUUAUAUUCCCGAAGUCCUUGGAGUAAUACAAGUAGAGGAUGAAACUGAUCAAAUAGCAAAAAAAGAAUUUGAAAAAUUUGAAGAAAAGGUUACAAGCUCCAAAGCCAGUGAAGAAAAAUAA
Messenger RNA from Habropoda laboriosa, 1060 nucleotides. Its product is annotated as NFU1 iron-sulfur cluster scaffold homolog, mitochondrial-like. Gene Ontology annotation, cellular component: mitochondrion. Gene Ontology annotation, biological process: iron-sulfur cluster assembly. The record is from RefSeq and is a predicted model, not a curated record. Bases 239 to 1060 code for a protein of 273 amino acids. NCBI's taxonomy places the organism in Eukaryota, Metazoa, Arthropoda, Insecta, Hymenoptera, Apidae. The transcript is spliced from 4 exons. Gene Ontology annotation, molecular function: iron-sulfur cluster binding; iron ion binding.